Molecule: messenger RNA, 756 nt
Organism: Parathielavia appendiculata
Lineage: Eukaryota; Fungi; Ascomycota; Sordariomycetes; Sordariales; Chaetomiaceae
Exons: 3
Coding region: 1-756 (251 amino acids)
Biological process (GO): endocytosis; fungal-type cell wall organization; septin cytoskeleton organization
Cellular component (GO): cell cortex; plasma membrane; membrane raft
Source: RefSeq, a predicted model, not a curated record
AUGGCACGAACAAAUAUCCUCGCACCCCUCGCCCUCCUCCUCCUCGCCGGCUCUCUAGUUCUGCUUUGGUUCGUCAUUCUCUCCGGCUUGACUCACACCACGCCGUUGCGCCAAACCUACUUCCUCCGCGCCGACACCUCCAACAUUCAGGGCGCCCGCCCCAUCUCGCAAUGGACCUACUUCCGCGUCUGCGGCGACGACAACACAAAUUGCGGACCCUCGCGCCCCGCGCUCCCACUGGGCGACGCCUGGUACAGCAACGCUCGCGGCGUUCCCUCCGACCUGAUCGGCGGCUACGGCAACGGCACGACAAGCCACUAUUACUGGUACAUGUGGCGCUUCGGAUGGAUUUUUUUCCUGCUGGCGCUGUUCUUUGAGGUCGUGGCCUUCUUUGCCGGCUUCCUCGCCCUGUGCAGCAGGCUCGGCUCGGCGUUCACGGGCCUCAUUUCGCUCGUCGCGUGGAUCCUCCUGACAAUCGCCGUGUCGCUGAUGACUGCUACCUUCGUCAACAUGCGCAACGUCUUUGCGCGCGACAACCGCGAGGCCUCGCUGGGCAGGUAUGCCUUCGGCUUUAGUUGGGGCGCCUGGGCGGCGCUGCUUGCCAGCACAAUCCUCUUCUGCCUGGCCAGGCACAAGCGCAGGGACACCACUGCCGGUGCCCCUGUCGCGCCGGCUGCUGCCCCCCGACGGCGCUGGGCUAGGCCGUGGAGGCGGAGCACUUACGGCGGGCGCCGGGUCAAAGGCGAGUAUGCGUGA